AUGAAUACUGCCAAAGAAUCCAAACUGUUUUAUAUCAUCGAGGAGAACAUUACCAAUACUACCUUCACUUUUCUAGACCGCAAAUCCUGGUCAGAUAAGACGGGCCUUGACUACGCCGACCGGCUGGGCUUUCCACUAGAUAUUGAAUCCAUCAAGAUCACCUUCGGAGGAAAAUACUUUGCCGCCUGUUGCUUUGCUGCGGUUGUUCAGUAUGUUGAGUUCGAAUUGAAUAGAACCUUCAUGGCGCACUCUCUUCGAAUCCGAUUCGAGCCUUCCCAAGGGUCAAUGUCAAUUGACCUACCCACCAUUUUCUCCUUGGAAUUGAUUCAAAACCUUCAUGUGAGAAAGUCGAGGGAGAGCUUAUAUGGUCUCCUUAAUGAGACUCUCACGCCUAUGGGCGCAAGAAUCCUACGAGCCAACGUCCUGCAGCCUUCGACGGAGGAGUCGAAGCUAUUGGCAAGAUAUGACGCCGUGGAGGAUUUGUCCACUAAGGAGGAGAUGUUCGCGUGUAUAAGGCAAGCCCUGAAGGGAUUUGUCGAUGCGGACAAAGUCCUCACGUCGCUCAUUCUUGUUCCUACCAAACAAACGUUUGAAUACCUCCAGCAGUGUGUGAAUAACGUCAUCAUGUUGAAAACAUACGUUUCUUCAAUCAAGCCAGUGUAUAAGGCACUUGGCCCGGCGCAAAGCGACCUAUUACUGACAAUCAGAGAGGCAUUGCUCCAAUACAUCGAUACUUAA
This is a messenger RNA of Aspergillus melleus, 738 nucleotides long. Its product is annotated as MutS protein msh4. Gene Ontology annotation, biological process: reciprocal meiotic recombination; mismatch repair. The record is from RefSeq and is a predicted model, not a curated record. Gene Ontology annotation, molecular function: ATP binding; mismatched DNA binding; ATP-dependent DNA damage sensor activity. Gene Ontology annotation, cellular component: nucleus. Lineage: Eukaryota; Fungi; Ascomycota; Eurotiomycetes; Eurotiales; Aspergillaceae. Bases 1 to 738 code for a protein of 245 amino acids. The transcript has 4 exons.